AGUUUCAAAUUGGCUGGGAAGGAACUAUACACAACCCCACACACACACACACUGGAUUCCGUGUCGCUUCUCUUUGAGAGGGGGGGAAGAUGAGCUCGGGGGACGUUGUUUGCACUGGCUGGCUCAUCAAAUCACCCCCCGAGAAGAAACUGAAGAGAUAUAAAAGCGAGACCACACUACUAUCAAUGAGGCCAGAAGCUCUAGAAGUUGCCAAGUUUAAUAUUCUCCAAGCAUGGCGGAAGCGCUGGUUUGUGCUCCGCAGGGGCCGCAUGAGUGGGAACCCAGACGUUCUGGAGUACUACAGAAACAACCAUUCAAAGAAACCCAUUCGGAUCAUAGACCUUAACGAAUGUGAAGUGCUGAAGCAUUCAGGGUCCAACUUCAUCAAGAAAGAAUUCCAGAAUAACUUUGUCUUCAUUGUGAAAACCACCUACCGCUCCUUUUACUUGGUGGCGAAAACGGAGGAGGAAAUGCAGAUAUGGGUGCACAACAUCAGCCAGAUCUGCAACUUUGGACACUUGGAAGAUGGCACAGAUUCUGUGGAGAGCCUGUCUCACACCACCUCGUCCCUCCAGCCCUCGCCAGCCGUCUCCACCCAUACCUCAAGGAUCACAGACCCCUCCUCCUCUGUAGGCAGUGGCACCACAGACGCCUCUGCUUCCGAAGAGACCAGGAGUGAGUCGGAGUCAGUCUUCCUCCCCGAUUACCUCUUCCUAUCAAACUGCGAGACGGGCAAGUUCAAUCAUAUCAGAUGUGACAGCUGGUCGAAUUCUGACAGAUCCCUGGAGCAGACCUCAUCAGAUGAUGUUUUCGUUGAUGCCUUGCAGUCUCAACCCUCCCUUCACGUACAGUCAUCCAGCAACGGCAUUGUGCACCAGGAUGGGGGCCAGCCAGCAAAUCAUGGGAUUAUACCCAGAAGCAUAGACUUUAGCGGGCCGUUCAGUGAUGUCCCCUCCUCCUCUCCACUCUUAGGGCCUCCUUUAACACCAACCUUUCAGAUUGACAAAAGCCAGACUGCGCUGCCCUAUGGCGUAACCGAACUGGAUAUUUUAUCUAACACCCCACCACCCCGGCCACCCAAACCAACCCAUUUCUCAGACAGGAGUGGGGAGGAGCUAUCCAACGGGGCUCUUCAGAAUGGACACGGUGGGAUCUGUGGGACUCAGAUUGCCUUGGUGCCGAGAAGAAUCUCCUUGUCCAGUUUGGAUAAUAUGCGGCACUGGAAAGCCAGCAUGGAAGGAAGCUCUCUCAGAAGUCGAGAUAAGAGGCUUAGUUUGAAUUUGCCAUGUCGAUUCACUCCGCUCUACUCUUCAGCAUCAGACAAUACGGAGGACAGCUAUGUACCCAUGCACCCCAGCACCUCUCCACCCAUCCCAGGACCAGAUUGCUCACCCGAUGGCUACACUCCCAUGAGCCCAAGCUCAGCAGCCUUUACCUUUCCUGUAGUCACCAAUGACAAACUCUCCAGCCCACUGCCGGAACUUCGCACAGACCUGGAACCACCUCCAGUGAAUCGAGAUCUCAAGCCCCGUAGGAAAUCACGACCCCCGCCGCUGGAUCUGAGAAACCUCUCCACAAUCCGGGAACACGCUACCUUGACCAGGAUGUGGACUGUGCCUUACAAUCGAACGAGCUUUAUCUCUCCAGAUAAAGACUGUAUUAAUUCAGCAAGAAUAUUUGGCAAUUCAGUUUCCGGAGAAGAGGAAGAAAGUUACAUUCAAAUGGAGCACAGCCAGGCAACAUCUCCAUGCAGUGGUGCUUUCCCAUGGUCAAAGAAGUCCAACCUUGAUUACUUAGCAUUGGAUUUUAAUUCCGCUUCCCCAUCCCCUGUACAGAAGAAACCUUUUCUCUCGGAAGAGCAGAGAGUAGACUAUGUCCAGGUAGAUGAACAGAAGACUCAAGCCCUACAGAACACUAAACAGGAAUGGACGGAUGUGAGGCAAUCUAAAGUUUAAAGGAGGAAGGGUUGGGGUUUGAUUUUUUGCACUGGAACAACAUUGUUAACCAAACAGCUGUAACAGCAGAGUUCAAAGGCAGACAGAGUGUAAGAUCCUGGUGGUCUCUAGAGGAAUGACAUUUUUAAGGAAAAACCUUCAAGUUCAGCUGGAAAUACUAUGCUGAAUGAGUGGUUUAUAAGAUUAUUAAAGUAACACGUUAGUCUUCUUUGCCACCCCUUGCAAGCAAGUUACAUAGUACAGUUUUAUGGCCUGAUUGCGGGAGCCACACAUUUAAUGGUAACAAAUGCCACUACAUGUUGCAUUUAUCUAUUUAACCCCGCCUUCACCCUGUAUUAGGUAACUCCUUGUUGCUAAGGCUGUUUUUUGAUAUUCUACAAAUACUGCAGGUGCUAAGGCUGCUUAUAGAUUCUGGUAUCGGACAGGUGUUGGUGACUAUUCGACCAAGGGCUAAAAUACUGAAAUAAUAAAAAAACAGAACAUGUUAAUAUAUAUAUAGUGCUUAAGCAAACAGAAUUUUGGAGACUAUUCCCCUCCCGCCCCAGAUAUAAUGUCUGACUUUGAGUGACACUGUUAGAGACUAUAAAUAGGUCUUUGCACUGAUGGAACUGGAAUGCUUGGUAGUCAGCACCCUGACUGACGUUCAUCAUAUUGAAUUUCUUCUUUCUGUUGUGGUUCACGUCAUCACCUUUUCCGUCCAAUUGAUCCUGAUGUUUUCUCUCACGUGUGAGGACUUUCUUCAGCACAACACAGCAGCUCCUCUGACAGGAAGCUGCUGACACACAGUUCUUUGCUGGCCGAAAAUAAAAAAAGGAAGACUCUUCAAGUCUUGGAAAUCCUGGCAAAAUAUCAAAAUUGUUUUUAUCCGAACUGCAAAAGAAGAAAUGCAAAUGAAAUUCCUGAUAACAGUGAUCGACCCCACCCGAGUGUUUUGUUGGCCUCAUCCUAGCAAAUGAGAUAAUUAGGAAACACAGUCUUAGUCGGGCACUCAGGUAAGAAUGAGGGAAGCAGCGCUGUUAGGCAAGCAACUCUGCCUAUGUAAAACAGCCACUUAAUACACUUCAACAAUGUCAAGACGUAUUCAGGAAGCUUAUCUCCUUUGGUGUUUAUUAUGGGGACAAUCUCAGGAUCAGAUUAAGUGUAUGUUUUAUAAUGUAUUUAAUUUUGUUAAUUUGCUUAAAAUCCUUAUUUCAAGAUGUGCACAGGCAGUUCAAAUCAAGAAAGUGCAGCACCCUUCAGUUAUCCCAUUGGGUUCAGUCUUGAAGUCUUUACUUAUGCAAGAGAUCCCACUGGCUUUACCGGGACUACUCUUGUGAGCAAGGACCUCAGAAUCAGGAACUUUAUGAAGGAUUUUCCUUCAUGCUGGAUCCAAAUUCACAUUCUUCUUCCUCAGCUCUGCUGAUAUCACACUAUGUUACUGUAAAUUAUUGACAUCCAAAAAAUGCUGAAUUACCAAACUGGGAUUAGAAAAAAUUUUGUUUAUGUCAAAGAAAUGACUCUGACAUCCUUUCAAGCUUCUGUCGUAUGUUUCAUGCAUCCCUUAUUCUGUAUUAUUGUCACACAUUUGGGCCCAUAGGAAGGUUGAAAGCGAUGACUACCUGAUUCUCACUGUACCGCUAGAAGAGCGCAGCUUAGCUGAUGAAAACAUCAUUUUCUCCUACCUCAAGAUAGCUGAAGUGUUUGCAGUUCUUGCUACUUCAUCAGAGCAAGACACAUUUGUGACUCUGCGAUGAAUGUUUGCUCAGUUUUGCUAGUGAGAAAGACGGGGUUUACCUGUGCAUUUAUUGGCUUGGGGGCAAAUCACACAUCCCAGUCUGCAGGCACCAAGUGUCAUGGAUUAGAGCUGUUUGGAAAAUAGGGUGUUUCUGCCUUCUGCGGAAAAUGUUGACUUUUUGUCAUUCUCCCCCCCCCCGCCCCAAAAAAGGCUGAAGAAUGCCAAUUUUGGCCAGAAAAGUAUAGACAAAAGCUCAAUAUUUUCUGCAGAAAACGCACUUCUAGUGAAAAUUUUAAUUUUGUUGAAAAACCAAUUUUCUGUUGAUAAACAGGUUAGAAAAGGGGAAAUCUUCAACCAGCUUUAUCCAGGAUCCAGUUUUGCUGCACGAGAGGCAGGAUUCAGGGAGCCUGCCUACGCUCAGUGGUACAGAGCACGCUUCUGUGGAGGCUGGCACGGAGGUUUGCCUUCCUGCCCAAAAGCCUUCCCUUUAUUUUGAGGAGGUAGGCAAGAUAUCAGCCUGUGUCUAUUGGGCUAUGCAAAUGAUCAGUGGCUGAAUGUGCUUUGUGCAUACUGAAAUACUGACAAGGAAACACAAGACCAGGUGAGCUUGACAGCAAGACAACAGAACCCUAAGGAGCAGGGAGAGGUACAAGUCAAAGCAGGCGCUACCCUAGAAGUGGGAAUGAAAUUGCAUUACACUGCCCUGGCCCCCAAAUGCUUAAUGAUAACAAGGUAGCUUCUCAGUCAUUUUAAAGUAAAACGUUAAUAAAAACCAUUCUGUGUUUUACUGGAAUAUGUUCUUCCAUGAUGUAAAAAAUACUCUGGAGCAGAAAAAUACAAAGUCAAAAGUUUUAAAGAAAAAUGGGGGGGGAUGUUUUUCCCCACUUUGAAAUAUUUAAACUUUGGCAGAUGCACUGAAGGGUCACUUAUCAGAGGGGUAGCCGUGUUAGUCUGAAUCUGUAAAAGCAGCAGUGAAUCCUGUGGCACCUUAUAGACUAACAAACGUUUUGGAGCAUGAGCUUUCGUGGGUGAAUACCCACUUCAUCGGAUGCAUGUAGUGGAAAUUUCCAGGGGCAGGUAUAUAUAUGCAAGCAAGAAGCAAGCUAGAGAUAAUGAGGUUAGUUCAAUCAGGGAGGAUGAGGCCCUGUUCUAGCAGUUGAGGUGUGAAAACCAAGGGAGGAGAAACUGGUUCUGUAGUUGGCAAGCCAUUCACAGUCUUUGUUUAAUCCUGAGCUGAUGGUGUCAAAUUUGCAGAUGAACUGAAGCUCAGCAGUUUGGAUUAAACAAAGAGUGUGAAUGGCUUGCCAAUUACAAAACCAGUUUCUCCUCCCUUGGUUUUCACACCUCAGCUGCUAGAACAGGGCCUCAUCCUCCCUGAUUGAACUAACCUCUCUAGCUUGCUUCUUGCUUGCAUAUAUAUACCUGCCCCUGGAAAUUUCCACUACAUGCAUCAGACGAAGUGGGUAUUCACCCACGAAAGCUCAUGCUCCAAACGUCUGUUAGUCUAUAAGGUGCCACAGGAUUCUUUGCUGCUCUUGAAGGGUCACUGAAGAGUCUAGAAGGUGUCUUUUCUGUCAGUGUUUCUGAGAGAUGGGCCUGAACCAUAAACCUGGAUCUGAAUAUCUGUGAACGUGGGUCUAUAUCUAGUGUCAAUGUACCUCCUGCCUGCCAGUGGCACUACAGCCUGACCUUGCAGUUGUUGAUCAAACAAGGCCGUGCUGCUUUUAACCUUCACUUUUUAUCCAGAACCUGUCUUUUCCCCCCGUGAUCCAGUGUAGCAAUCCAUUUCCCUCUGAUAGAUGUGAUAACUCUCAUUGGCAUUAACAUGUGGGUAUAAUGUGGGGAAGUGCAAGCUACUGAGUUUGGGUUUUGGUGAAGGUUAAAAGCAGUGGUGAGUGCACCUUGAUCAAAUGAAAUGUGUCUUUGCAAACAAUUGGGUUUUUCCUUUUUACUCAAAUGGAGAAUUCCACAAUGUGACACACUAGAGUAAUGGUAUUAUUUUUCAGUAUACUUGUGCAUUAACCUGCUAUAGUCAAGGAUUCAGUCUGAAUACAGUUGCACCCCCUUGUAGAUCAGCUAGUCCAUCAUAGACUAUCAGGAGAAAAAAGGUAUUUCGGUGAAAGAAGGAGCCUGUAUUUACUUAAACACACUCAUCACUGACCCUUAGCCAAAGAGGAGAGGGAAACUGAAAAGCACCUGGAAAUAGAUUUAUCUUUUAACAGUGACACAUCUUUUGUCUCUAAGAUGCCGCAAGGACUCCUCAUUGUUUUCGCAUCUGAAAAUGUUAGCUAGUCUGAGAAUCCUUCUUUAGUACUAAUUUUUGAAUCAGCCAAACCGCAGCUUAUUGAAGCACAGAAUGCAUCCUUCCUUAACCGGGGGCUAAUUCUUUAUUAUUGAGUUAUUGUUAUUUAUUUAUUUUUUUAAAAAGUAAAGAAUAGAGAUGAAGAGGGAGGUGUGGCCCUUGGUGGGGCAAUCUAGCUAACAGCAACUGCAGCUGUAGUUUCUUUUUAAAUGGUCUUUUAGGAGGGAAUCUGCUUAAGGCGUGGUCCAGCACACGUCCUUCAGCAGUGCCUUAUCCAACCAGUCUUUUUUAUUUAAGCCAGAGGGAAGCAUUAGACAACCCUAAUACUUUUGUUUAAUUAUAAAUGUAGCUUGGUUCAAUGGAGCAUUCAGAUGAAACUCAGUAGCAUGGCAAAGUGAAAAGUCAACAAGGAAAGUGAUUUCAGUCCAUGUGCUUCUCAUGAGAGAUCCACGUGGUUGGAAUGUUAUGUUGAUCAGUUGGAUUUUUCCAAGCUAUUGGACACAGCCGAUUUAUGAGCAAGAGCUUUAAUGCCUACUCAACAGAAAAAGGAAGACUGUUUCCCCUGGUGUCUUCCUUUGCUAUCCUUUAAAGAGGCAGGAUCCCAUCAAACCAGGCACUCGGUGCUCUGAAGAAUCUGCCAUCCCAUUUGUAAAUCUUUGUUAGCGUGAGCUGAUCUGCCUCUGGGAAUAGCGGCCUAAUACAGAAUGGACCAUACGAUUCUAACUUCUUAAUGCAGGUAUUUGGGUCAAACCCCACUGUUUUUACUCAGACAAAACUUCCCCUGACGUCAGUAAAGAUGGCAGAUUUGAACUAUUGUUUCUUAAUUUCUGUAUAUCUGCACUGCAGCUGGGAGGUGUGAGCAGAUAGGCUCUUGCUAGCGCGCUAAAAAUAGCAGUGUGGAACUGACGGCGGCUAAGGUUCGCCAUCUGAACCCGGACCCGGGGGCAAAUGGGCUUGGACUGGGGCAGCUAGCCCGAGCUGCUGCCCAUGCCGGUACUUCCACGCUGCUAUUUUUAGUGUGCGACCGCAAGCUAAGCUGGCACAGGUCCGUCUACCUUUACUGGGAAUCACACCUUCCAGCUGCAGCAUAGACAUCCCCUGUAUGCUACAACACAACACGGUGCUAAUUCAACAAAGCACUUCAGCCCCUCCUUAAUCGCAUGUUUAAGGUCUUUGCUGAUCUGGGAGGGAUUUAAGUACUUGCUUAAAAUUAAGCACAUGCUUAAAUUCUUUUUCCUGAGUGGGGCUUAAGCCAUAUUCUGCAGUCUGUAUGUGAUUUGCGCAAGGGUUUUGCAGGACACCAGGACCCUUUUGCUCAGAAGGAUAAAAUAUAUUUUUCACUUAUUUCUAAGGCCACCAUCACAUGCAACAGCAUUAAUUACAUUAGAGGCAGAAAUGAGCAUUAUAACUGAAAAAUCUCAACAUGUUUCUAACUCAAGAUCGGUGUUUUCAAUCAGUUCACUUCAGCCAGGGGUAGCGCUCCCUCUCUUCACUGUUGUUAGCGCUGUAAUAGAUGUGGGUUUUGGAACUGCAUUCAUUUAAAAUAAUUCAGUGAUUUAGUAAUUAAAAGACCAUCAGAUGCUGUGAUCAGAAUGAAGUGCAGGGCAAUAUCUUUUCUUUGUUCCCCUGUUCUGCAGAAUUCCUCAGGUUAAAAAAAAAAAAGUCACCAAAAUAACAGACUUUUUCAAUUUCAAAGCCAGAGUAUUUGUUGUUCUAGUAAUAAAUAAAUAAAUGAAGUCUUGUGCAAACAAAGCAUUACACUUUGUAUAUGUAAAUCUUUGGAAAAGCAUUAAAACAGUCAUCUCUGAUGUGAAGGAUUAAAAGUCAUUAAACAGAGGGGAGUGACUCUGUCUUCCUGCUGUUUCAUUGUGAUGUUUGUUGUAUAUAUUUGCACAUUAAACUGUGUUCCUUUUUUUCUAAUAAACUAAGAUAAAAUGUAA
Gopherus flavomarginatus (Mexican gopher tortoise) is the source of this 7911-nucleotide messenger RNA. It is a transcript of the gene GAB3, whose product is annotated as GRB2 associated binding protein 3. The transcript has 11 exons. Lineage: Eukaryota; Metazoa; Chordata; Testudines; Testudinidae. The coding region runs from base 90 to 1955 and encodes 621 amino acids. The record is from RefSeq and is a predicted model, not a curated record.